AGCUCUCAAGCAAUAGGUCAGCCUCUUUUCAAGCAGUAGAAGCGGGAAAUCCAGCAUGUUCAAGAUUUUCGCUCUGGUUGCCUGUUUGGUCGUAGCGGUCUUGGCGUAUGAGGAGUAUCAUGCGCACCCCAAGUACAAGUUCGAGUAUGGAGUGAAGGAUGCUCACACCGGGGAUAACAAGGAACAGUGGGAGCACCGGGAUGGUGAUGCCGUGCAAGGAUCCUAUUCGCUCCACGAACCGGACGGUACCCACCGAGUGGUGAACUACAAAUCGGACAAACACGUUGGAUUCCAGGCCCAUGUGCAGCGUGCUGGACACGCUAGUCAUCCGGCCGUGUACGGUGAACAUCACGAUGGACACGGGCACGGUGGUGAGAGUUAUGCCAAUAUUGAUCAACAUCACUAGGAUUGAUCUUGAUGAGACGGCGUCACUCGUCGUUGUCGCAGAGUGGUGC
Molecule: messenger RNA, 455 nt
Organism: Topomyia yanbarensis
Lineage: Eukaryota; Metazoa; Arthropoda; Insecta; Diptera; Culicidae
Product: cuticle protein 19-like
Exons: 2
Coding region: 56-406 (116 amino acids)
Cellular component (GO): extracellular matrix
Source: RefSeq, a predicted model, not a curated record